Pezoporus occidentalis (night parrot) is the source of this 715-nucleotide messenger RNA. RefSeq names its product chromosome unknown C1orf232 homolog (gene CUNH1orf232). Bases 13 to 714 code for a protein of 233 amino acids. The record is from RefSeq and is a predicted model, not a curated record. Lineage: Eukaryota; Metazoa; Chordata; Aves; Psittaciformes; Psittacidae. The transcript has 4 exons.
GGUGCGGAGCUGAUGAGAGCGGCUGCUCCCGCGCUGCCCCAGCUCCGGCCGGGCUCAGGUUCCCCUUUGUGCUCGGAAGGAGCCCCUGAAACUUUAAUGAAGCCACCGGAUCGCCGGGGCGGCGCGGGGGUGCCCUGCUCCCCACAGCACCCGCCGGCUCCCAGCCCCGCAGAGCCCCUCACCAUGGCCCAGGGCUUCUGGCAGCUCUACAAGGCCAAAGUGCUGCGGACCCUGGGGGAGGCUCGGGCAGACGGGGAGCUGCAGGAGGAGGGGGACCAGCCUGAGCUGGUGGAGAUGGCUGAACCUCCCGUGCUGAUGGAGGAGGGCCCCAGCCCCGUGUCCCAGCUAGCGAGGAAGGUGCAGGGGGUGGGUGCUCAGGGCUGGCGGACACUUUCAUCCCUCUUCACCCGCGAGGACGAGCACCAACUGCUCAGCCCCGAGCUCUGCGCAGACCACCCGCUGGCCGCCUCGCCCCCGGAGCCGCCCCCCUCUGAGAAGGCUUCCAGCUUUUGGGGUCUCUUUGCCACCAAGUGGCAGCAGGCACCGGGGCUGGACAAGGAGGUGUCCCCCCCGGAGCUGGCCGAGAGCCCCGCCGAGCCACCAGGUGACGAUGGCAGCGACCUGCGGGACCCGGAGGAAGGAGCCUUCCGCUGGGGCUUCCUGGCGGGCAAACUGGCCGAGAUCCGGAAUAAAACCGCUCCCAAGGGCAAGUAGA